AUGCCGAUUCCGAUUCCCAUCUGUACAGGUGGUAACGCCGGUGCGCAACGUGACGGCUCGCAGCACGGCGCCUCGAGACGCCGCAACGACAGCAUCUCCAAUAUGAGCACAUCCAUCAGCAAUAACGGGGGAAUGUCCAUGAGCAUCGGAGCCGGUCCUGGCAGCUAUGGCGCCGGCAUGUGCCCCAUGUCUUUCAGCAAUUCGUACAGCAAGAGCCCCUUUGGCACCAGCUUUCGCUUUCUCUCCGGUGCCAGCAGUGGCUCGUACAAGGGCUCCACGCCCAUGUCCUACGGCAAGGACGUCAACGAGAUGAUGGAUUACUCGAUUGCACAGUUCGCCACAUCGACCUGGUCCGAGACUCAAGUCAUCACCCCGUCAUCGCUCUCCUCUAAGCUCGAGACCACAUUCUGCCGCAACUUUACUUGUUGCGGACAAGAGUUAGAUGACCUGCAUGACCUGCUUCAGCACUAUGAAGAGUGUCACGUCCGAUUCGACGACACCGACGAGUUUGGCUCCAACACACCCCCGGGCAUGGUCAACGAUGACGGGAGCAGCGAAGACUCGAGCAACUCCAGCAGUCCGUCCAGUCCCAAGAGCAUCGCACAGGCUGCGGCAGCCGCAGCUGCAACCAAUGCAGCAGCCGGCAACAAGGCUGGCAACGGUACCCCGUCAGUCGGCAUGCCCAUCUCAAAUCCGCUCUCAACGCCCGGCCUCUGUGCAGGCGCAGCAGCCAACUCGGCUGCUGGCAACAACAACAACAACCGGAAGCGCUCCUUCAACCAAUUCUCUACCACCCCGUCUAAUUCGUCCUCAGUGAUGCACCAGUCGCUCCGACGGGCAUUAAUCGAUGGAGGCAUCGCUGGCGCUCGGCGGCAAGCGUCCCCCUACUCGACCCCUGGAGGGUCUAUCCCCGGCACACCUGUCGGCGAACCGGACCUCGACGCACUGCUUGGCGGGCAUGGGGGUGCAACUGCGGCCUUUUCGGCUCUAUCACUGCGUAAUAAUAACUUUGAGGAGCAUAAUCUGCCGUCUUGUGCACCACCUAAUCUUUUCUUCCCCGCCAACGGCGUCAGCGGAGCGACGACGACGGCGACAGCGAGCGGGACAGUGCCCAGCAGUAGCACCAACUCUCAGCCGCCGUCGAAGCGCGAGCGUCUCAACUCAUCCAGUAGCGGCACGAUGCCCAACCCGAACACGCUCAACCCGGACGGAACGCCCAAGUUCGACCCGAAGAACGUGAUCAUGUUGCCCGGCAACAUUGAGAAACCGUACAAGUGCCCGGCACCCGGGUGCGACAAAGCGUAUAAGCAGAUGAACGGGCUUAAGUACCACCGAUUACAUGGCCACUGCAACCAGAACAACGUCCCCAUCUUGCAGACUGCCACUGCCCAAGCGGCUCUGAUCGCUGCGCAGCAGCAGCAAGCAUCGAGUAGCAGCAGUCUGGCAGGUCAACCGGGUGGCGCGUCCGCUGCCAGCUCUCCCGUUGUCACAACGCCUGGCACGGCAACAACGCCGACUGGAGCGCCCAAGCCUGGCUUCUUUACUGCCGCUACCGUUGCCGCCGUUAUGGCUACUACAUCCGCAGCGCCAGGGAUAUCGACGCAGACUCGUGCGGCGGCGUCGACGACCCCUAACUCGACGGCUCCUAACUCGCCAUAUGCCGCUGUGGCUGCUGCCUUACCUGGCUCACCAGCCGGCAGCUCGGCGAGUAUCAGCGCAGGAGCAGACCGACAGAGUACACCUGCGCCCGCGCCUGCCGCUUUGUCUUCUACAUCAUCGUCCUCGGUAUCAGCGGGAAGUGUGUUGGCAGGCCAAGCAAGUGUCAUGCGCGCCGGCAGCCAGAACAACAAACAGGUCCUCUACCUGUGCCAAGUGGGGACGUGCGGCAAGACGUACAAGAACCUCAACGGCCUGCGCUACCACUACUUGCACUCGGGCAGCCACGGCCUGCUCGGCCUGCAGGUCCUGCACGCCAACGGGGGCGGGAACAGCGCCAAAAUGGGCAACGACGGUCGCGCGCUCGUCAGCACUGAUACUCUCAAGCCGGAGGAGGUCGCGCGCGCGGCGCGCCUUGCAGCCGAGAUGCAGGCCAAGAAGAGUUCCGUCACACAGAAGACUGUCGAGAUGGUCCAAGCACAGGCGCUCGCAGGCGGCGGACCCGGCCACAACCACAAGCAGGCGCAGGACCUCGAAAAGGCGCUCGCAAGCGACGAGGCGCCUUAA
Messenger RNA from Tilletiaria anomala UBC 951, 2223 nucleotides. RefSeq lists its product as uncharacterized. The record is from RefSeq and is a predicted model, not a curated record. The transcript has 2 exons. Lineage: Eukaryota; Fungi; Basidiomycota; Exobasidiomycetes; Georgefischeriales; Tilletiariaceae. Gene Ontology annotation, cellular component: nucleus. Bases 1 to 2223 code for a protein of 740 amino acids.